GUUUUUGCCCUCUAUAGUGUGCGUGAGUAUAUUUUCCUUAAAAAAAAAAAAAAAAAGAAAAAAAAACCCACGCGACGAUAUAGUCUUUUUCUCUCUUUAUCUUUUUAAGUGGACUGUGGCAGUGGCCAGACUUCUAUCUAUUUUUUCUCACAUUUCCAACUUUCCGACAAAAUCAGAGCAGACUGCACUGUUUCGUGGUCGUUACAAGCCGAUUCCCCAACCUCCCCUCCUUCCUUUGGUGCAUUUGUUCUGUUAUUGCGGGUUACCUGUUGCUUGCCAUUUAUCCAGCAGGUCUUACCCUCCCUUUAAUUUCUAAAAACGGCUGUGUAAUGCCAGCAUGAGUAUAACUGUGUCCAGUUACUGCUGCUGCAGUUCAAUUGUUAAAUGUCCAAUUUUCAGCUCGCCUAUUUGCUCGCGCGCUUCAACGUUUUUGGAUUCUUUCCGUUUCGGAUCGUCAUCCCCUACCAAACAGCGGCAAACUUACUCUUCUUUGCUUAUGAUCAGGUUUUCUGAUACUGCGCUCUUUCAUAAAUUUCCCUAUUUCCGUACAAAAUUAGUUGUGGAUUUCUCUCAUCAUCAUCUGGCGUGCCUUCCCAAAACGGUAGAAGGCUACAAACCAGCGGACGACAACGAUGAUGGCGACGAUGAGGUGAGGGGCCAAAACUCUCAACUGGUUGCGAAGACACUCCAUCUGAUUCUGCCCGGAAGAAUUGCGUCAGUGAUGAAAGAAGCCAUACCCCAAGAAAAUUUGGCUAUUCUUACAGCUUGCAUCGUUGGUCUCUUAACUGGUCUCGGCGUUGUUCUAUUCAACAAUGCAGUGCAUGACAUACGGGACUUUUUCUGGGAUGGGAUUCCUUCUCAUGGUGCUUCAUGGUUGAGGGAGGAGCCUAUUGAAAAAAUUUGGAAACCAGUAAUCUUGGUACCUGUUUGUGGAGGUGUGAUCGUAAGCUUGUUGAACAAUAUACAAGGAGCUCUUGACAGUCCUUCAGAAGAAAUGCUGUCUAGUCAUUUGAAGGCUGUGUUGCGACCAUUUUUGAAGGCUGUGGCGGCUUCUGCCACACUUGGGACAGGGAAUUCUUUGGGACCAGAAGGUCCUAGUGUUGAAAUUGGUGCAUCUAUAGGCAAGGGCAUCAGUAAUUUGUUUGAGAGCAGUAGUCAAAGAAGGCUUUCUCUUGUGGCUGCGGGUUCGGCAGCUGGAAUCUCUUCAGGUUGUUAUUUUCUUACUACAGUUACUAAUUUCAUAGGAUUCAACGCUGCUGUUGCUGGGUGUUUUUUCGCCGUGGAAUCAGUACUAUGGCCAUAUCCACCAGAUUCAUCCACAUCGCUUACAAAUACAACUUCUAUGGUGAUAAUCAGUGCAGUUAUAGCUUCUAUAGUGUCAGAAAUUGGCCUAGGGUCUGAACCAGCAUUCAAGGUCCCAAUAUAUGAUUUCCGUUCUCCAAGUGAACUUCCGCUGUAUCUUUUGCUGGGUGUCCUAUGCGGGCUGGUCUCAUUGACCUUGUCUAGAUGCACGUCGUUCAUGCUGACAGCUAUUGAUCAUGUUCACAAGGCCACGGGGAUAUCAAAGUCCGUGUUUCCUGUAUUUGGUGGUUUUUCUGUUGGCCUGACAGCCUUAAUGUACCCUGAGAUUCUUUACUGGGGCUUUGAGAACGUUGACAUUUUAUUAGAAUCACGACCGUUUGUGAAAGGCCUGCCUGCUGACUUAUUGCUUCAGUUGGUAGGCAUCAAGAUAGUAGCAACUUCCUUGUGCAGGGCUACUGGAUUAGUGGGAGGUUAUUAUGCCCCAUCUCUUUUCAUUGGUGCAGCAACAGGCAUGGCGUAUGGGAAAUUUGCUAGCUAUGCAGUCUCCCAGUUGGAUCCUGUAUUUCACCUCUCCAUCUUGGAAGUGGCAUCACCUCAAGCAUAUGGCCUGGUACAGUUCUUUGGAAACUUGUGCUGAGAGGAAAGUGUUUAG
Messenger RNA from Macadamia integrifolia, 1954 nucleotides. Its product is annotated as chloride channel protein CLC-e-like. NCBI's taxonomy places the organism in Eukaryota, Viridiplantae, Streptophyta, Magnoliopsida, Proteales, Proteaceae. Gene Ontology annotation, molecular function: voltage-gated chloride channel activity. The record is from RefSeq and is a predicted model, not a curated record. Gene Ontology annotation, biological process: transmembrane transport; chloride transport. The transcript is spliced from 4 exons. Gene Ontology annotation, cellular component: chloroplast thylakoid membrane. The coding region runs from base 338 to 1939 and encodes 533 amino acids.